Molecule: messenger RNA, 4917 nt
Organism: Armigeres subalbatus
Lineage: Eukaryota; Metazoa; Arthropoda; Insecta; Diptera; Culicidae
Gene: Cep164
Exons: 5
Coding region: 232-3573 (1113 amino acids)
Molecular function (GO): protein binding
Source: RefSeq, a predicted model, not a curated record
CGUGUUUUUCUCCCGUGAGUUUUUCCGAAUUUCCCGAGUUAUUUUUCCGCGUUCUGACGCAAUCCCACUGUGUACCUGUUCACCUUCUUCAACAGGUUAUGGGCCGAGUGGAAUUUGCGCAGAAAACCGUUUAACCGCUUCUAAAACGGCCGAGAAGGUGCCGGUCGAUCGAAGGUAUAUCGUUCGCGUUCGCGAGUAUUGUUUUGUGUGCUGCAGCAGCUCAGACCAAACAUGGAAGCGUUAAACAAGUUUGUCCGCCUGAACAAUCACAAUUGGCAGACUUGGAAAUUCCGCAUGGAGAUGCUCCUUACUAGAGAGGACUUGUGUUACAGCAAACAAGUCAAGGCGUACUACUACUACGACCGGUACACCCGAAAGUCCCAGUGGGAGCACCCCAUUGACGUCCUCUACCGGCAGAAGGUGGUCGACGCUCGGAAGGCACUCUCUUUGGAUCGAUCGGACUCUACAUCCCUGGCAGAUUCGGGCUUUCGAAGCUUGAAGUCCGCCGCCAGCAACAAUAGCAACAACAGCAGCGGAAGCGGAAGUGCCGGCAGUGCCAGCGGAUGCGACAAAUUUGAGAUAGAAUCGCCGGCACCGGUUGAGGAUAACGGGACGGGGACGGGUGCACUGAGAAAGGAACCGCCGCAUGAACCCGAUCGAAUAUUUGGAAUCGUUGGGUCGGGUUCGGUGGAAUCGGAUCGAGAGAAUAGCGUACGGGAAGUGGAUGUAGGCAAAGAUCGGCCCGAGAAGGAUAGGAGCGGGGGUGUGGAAAAAGAGGAAGAAGUUGAAGUGGGGGAAGAAGUGGGCAACGAAGUGGCGGAGGAGGAGGAAAGUGGAGAAUCAGAUAAAGAAAACAAUAGCCAAAGGUUGCAAGAUAGAAAGAUUGAUGAAAGUUGUGGUGCAAUGGCAAUGUCUCCAAAGAUUUCGUUCAACUUGGGUUCCAGCCUGCGGGACCGCUCGGAGACCAGUUUGUCCCGUGGAUCUUUUCAGGGGUUUACUCUCACCGGUACGGGAUCACAGUUCUUGAAAUCCAAUAAAAAACCUGAAUUCGAAAGUUUGGAAUUUGGCAAAAAGGAGGAGGUGAAAGGAAUUUUGAGAGAUUCAAGUCUGACCUACAUCAGAAACAAAGGAACUCCGAAUGAAGAUUCUUCGGAUGAGAGGAAGAGUGUGCGGUUUGAUAUUGACUUGAAUGCGGAGUUGAAGUCGAAUAGACUCGAAGCAGUGCGAGACGAUUCGUUGAUAAAUUUUGAAGAGCUUGUCGAAGCAUACGAUAACGAUGGCGAAGAAGAAGUUGAAGACGAAGAAGAGGAAGUUGGUGAAGGUUCGGAAAAGAAAUCAUCCAACUCGACUGAGUCUUCCGAGGAAGAUUCAGACGCGAGCGAAGAGGUUGAUAGUAAGGCAGAGGUAGCCAAGGAAGUAGUGGCGAGGAGGUUUUCCAUGGAAAGGGUUAGUGAUGAUUCUAUAAGACAAUUGAAGGAUUCAAUUGCGGAUGAAAAAACGAGAUAUAAAGCAAAGCUAGAGGAGGAGCUGCAAAACCUGCGGUUGCUGGAAGAAGCAAACAUUCAAAAUGAACUUACUAAGGAGAAGCAGCAUUUCGAAGAAAUGCUAGAUAAGGAGAAGGAAAAGCUGAAUGAUACUCACCAGAAAAAUAUUGAGGAAAUCAAAGAGUUUUAUCAAGUGAAACUUAAUGAGAUGAAGGCUGAUUAUGAGGAAGAGAAUGAAAAGGAAUAUAGGAUCUAUAGGGAAACGUUACAAGAAGAGUUUGAUAUGAAGGUAAAAGAGGUCACAGAUGAGCACAAAGCAACGAUGGCAACAUUGCAGAAAAACCACGACGAAAUUGUAGAAGAGCUGGAGCGUGAUUUAAAGAUGGAAGAGGAGCUGUUGAAGAAGGAGCAUGCAACCAAUCUGACGGAGAUGAAAAUUAAGCUGGCUCACGAGCUGGAGGUUGAACGUCAACGCAUGCGAGAAACUGGUGAGGAUCGGCUGUAUGAGAAAAUCCGUUGCGAGAAGCGAUUGCUAGAAGAUAAGUACAAAUGUUUGAAGGAGAAGUAUACUCGUUUGAAGACUGAUGUGAGAAUUUCCUUGGAAAGGCGCAAAAAGCGCCGUGAGCAACAACAACAGAGCCUUAUCAGCAACGGCUAUGAAACAGAUGAUCGCACUCACUCGAAACCUACCCCCCAAUACCCUUACGAGGGUAAGUCAAGUGCGGGUGGACCUCCUUCCCUGAUGAUGAACUCGGAGAAGUCUUCAAUCAGCACUCCUCCGCCUUCGGCUGCUUCCAAACGUUUCCCUGCCAAGAACAACUAUCUGAUAGAUAACAAAAGCAAACUUCUCCAUUACAAUGGAAAUACUCACCAACAGGUGGCUUCUUCUGCUCCGACAGAACCUCGAAAACCAUUCAUACUAAACAAUAACCGAGUGCAGAACACCGAUGAUACCAGCCAGAGCGAAACGACUUAUUCCAAGAACUACUUUCAAAUACGUAGCAUUUUUGCGAACGUUCGUGACGACAACUUUAGUUCGGAUUCUGAGUUCGAUAAGAACCACGACAAGAACAGCGUACCGAUGAGCCGACAGAAGCGUAAGUUGUUCACCAAAACUAAGUCGGCGUCCACCUCGAAGCUGAACUCUUCCAAGCACGAACGGGAACGGCCUUGCACUCCGGUGGAGAAUCUGCGUAUUCAGCUCAAGAAGCUGGAGGAGCUGGAAGAUCAAAUUCCCGACUGCAAUAGCGAUACGCCUUAUCAUCUGCGGUAUCCAUUCAGCGAUCUGGAAAACAACGGCGGAAGCACGGAGCUGGACUUCUUCAAGCAUCGCAUUUUGUUGGAGCGGGAUUCGGUGAUGCGUGCGAAGGAGUCGCUACGGGCCCAGAAGAAUCUGUUCAAAUCAAAACAACGGGAUAUUUCGGUGAAGCACACGAUGAAGAAUAAACAUACCAUGGAUCAGAUCUUCAGCGAGGAAAAGGAGCUGACGGAAAUGGAGGUUUCUCUUCACCGCACCCGAGCGUUGCUCGGUGAGAAAGUGAUUCGGCUGCGUCAUUUGGAGCGCUCGUUGCAGAAGUUGUCAGAAAAAGAGCGACCCACGUUACCGGAAAAUAUUGAAAUCAAAAUGAAACCCAAGGAGACGCUAAGUGAUUUAUCAUCAUACUCGAGCUCUGGCUUCAGUAGCACCGAUGUUCCGACAGAACAUCACAACAUUCGAAGGUCGUUCGGCGAGCCGAAGGAAACUUUCAAAUAUCUGGAACAUCUGCACAGUGAGAUCCAGGAUAUUUGGAAUAUUUUGAAUCCCAAUCACGCAGCCAGCGGAUACGAAGAGUUGGACUACCUUAACAAUCCGUCGCAACACUUUUGCGACAUAGUGAUGUCCCCGAAGCCGGGCACCCCAGGCCUCGGAGGCAAUCCGUCGUCUCACCAGCAAGGGCAUGGUCCGAAGCAGCAGCAGCCGCCGCAGUAUCUUCAGUAUCAUCCACAGCAGUAUACGGUGAACCUGCUGGAAAAGACCCGGGAUCUGAAAAACUGGCUACGGCAGGCCAAAUCGGAACACGAGCUUCUAAAGAAGAAGUCCUUCGGAUAAACUUGAUGUGGACAGCAGGAUUAUCGGACUUUAGAGAGUGGAUAUCAAACUGUUUAAUAGUUUUAUACAAGCUGCACAAAUUGGUGGUACAGAAUAAGCAGAAAUACAACACCUACAUACUUUACUAUCAAACAUGACUUUUAAGGAAAAUAAUCUUACUUUCUUUACUGGAAUUAUUAUUCUACCGGCUCAAAUUUACGUUUUGAAUAGAAUUUUUUCUUAGUUAUAUUUAAGUAUGUACACAUGAUUGAUUAGACUCAUCAGCAGCCAAUAAUUUCUCGUAAUCGAUUUUAAUGUAAAAUUAAACUGUGAUUUUCCUUAACGUAGUGAUACUAAUAAACGUGUAUUUAAAUCCAUCCAGAACAAGUCAAUAAAUGGUGAUUUUCAAUCAUUUUAUCGAUAGAUUUAUCGUUUGAAUUUAUCUGUUGUGUUUGUCGGGAAUGAGGAUAAGCGAGAGCAAAACGAUCCGGAAUAUACAGAAUGAACUUCUAAUAGGAGAGUGUUGCUAUAAUUAUUUUCAUCCAUUGUUGCUGAUAACGAGAAAGGAUGAUUAUAUACAGGAGUUUGGAAGCAGAAAUAUAAUAUUCAAAAUUGAAAUCGAAAUCCUAUUAUGCAAAUAAUUGUUCAAAAUCAAAUAGAAUCUCAUUUUAUUUUCCUCAAACGCACUGUUACAUAAUUACUUCAAAAGGCAUCUUGUCAAUGUUGUAAAAAAUGACAAAGUCGAUCUUUUUUAAUAUCUAAAGAAAAACAAAAGUUUUGAUUGGCCAAAAACUAGUCUGUUUGAGUUGACAACAACGGAGAAAAUAAAAAAAAUAUACCGGCUAAAAGAAGAGUAGUCGAACAAUACCAAACAGUACAUAAACCAAUAUUUAAAGUAUCACCCAACAAGCGGAUGGCAGAUUUUAAUACAGUUCUGCAUAAAAAUCUUACAGAAACUGUAUAAAGUUUUGGCAUAUACAAUUACGGAAAAUUUUAAUACAAUCAUUGUACUGAAAUCUUACAACUAUGUAUUAUUUUAAUACAGUGCCUGUAUAAAAAGCUGACCUUUCUAGUAUUAAAACUUUGCAGAAUUGUAUAUGCCAAGAUUUUAUACAAUAAUUGUAAGAUUUUUUUUUGGGUGUCCACAAAACAACUGAUGACAGAAUGAAAUAGUUUUGAUGAAUUAAACAAAAACCGACAAAAAUGUAGCCUAGAGGAAGAGAUUUUCGAGAUACGAUGAAUAGAAAAGAAAAACUUACGCAAGUUUUAAAUACCCUUAUCUAUGAAAUAAAACAAAAGGGAAGAACAAAAGGACUACCAAUAAAUAAACUCAGUUUCACGGAAUAAUGUUACAGGAAAAUUAAA